GACACCGUCUCUGAGAAGAAAUUGGUCUCUGAGGCGGAUAUAGAGACGGAAUAAGGGUUUAAUCCCUCGUCUUCCUUCCUUCCUCCAAUCUCAGCCGUCAGCCUCGCCUUCCCGCUUCCCUCGCCUUCGUGGCCGCCGUCCGUCGCCCUCGCCAUCGACGCCGCCUCUGCCAUCCGCCGCCAUAGCACGGCCGCUGUUUCCUACCUCUGCCGGCUUUCCAGCAUCGAACGAGGAUGUCUCGAAUAUGCGUGAAGAAUUUGCCGAAGUAUGCUACAGAGGAGCGCCUCAGGGAUUUCUUUUCACAGAAAGGAGAAGUAACAGAUGCCAAGCUAAUGCGCACCAAAGAUGGAAAGAGCCGGCAGUUUGGCUUCGUUGGUUUUCGGACCGAGCAGGAAGCUGAGGAAGCUCUCAAAUACUUCAACAAAUCUUACAUGGAUACUUGCAGAAUUACUUGUGAGAUUGCUCGUAAAGUUGGAGAUCCAAACAUUCCUCGUCCAUGGAGUCGGUAUUCCAUUAACAAACCACAGAGUUCAACUCAGGGAGAAAAUUUUGUUCCUAAGAGGGAGGGCCUUGAAAUUUCCAAGGGAGGAAAAAAUAAUAAGAAGGACAUUGAGGAUGAUGACCCUCAGCUUCAGGAGUUUCUUCAAGUAAUGCAGCCCCGGGUGAAGUCAAAAUUGUGGGGAAAUGAUUCAUUGAUUGCUUCCAAUGUUGAGAAGAAUGGACAAGCUAAUGAUGAGAACACCCAGAUGACAGCCUUACUCAAUGAGAAAUCAGCUCGAGUGAUGACUAUAAUAGAUGAACCUGAGAAAGCCGAAAAUGAGUCAUUAGAGAUUCAACCAACUGAAAAAUCAAACAAUUUGGCCAUUGAUGAAUUUACCUCAGAUGUGGAUUACUUCAAGAGUAGAAUGAAGAAAGAGUGGUCUGAUUCUGAAAGUAGUGAUGAGGAGGAUGACAGCAAUAACAGCGAUGAUGAUGGUGGUGGAAUGCAUUCUCCGAAGAAAAGCAAUAAGGCCCAGGAUGUUCGGAAAGUAGGUCCAAGGGUACAACCUGAUUCCUUAAAAAGAGAAGCUUCUGAAGAGGAUGCCCAAGAUGAGUUUUCUGGAAGUUCUGAUCACAAGAUGAUUGAUUUAGGCAAUCAAUCACCAAGAUUGAAAGAUGAUAACAGAGAACUUCUAGAGACUGGUCGUCUUUUUGUCCGCAAUCUGCCAUAUACUACCAGUGAGUAUGAGCUGGAAGAGCACUUUAGCAGAUUUGGCAAUGUAUCUGAAGUUCAUAUCGUUGUUGAUAAAGAUACGAAGAGGUCAAAAGGAACUGCUUAUGUUCAUUAUUCACUUCCAGAAUCUGCCUCCAGAGCCUUAGAAGAGUUGGACAAUUCAAUUUUUCAAGGAAGGUUAUUGCAUAUUAUGCCAGCAAAGCAAAAAAUUGCUUUGGAGAAGCAAGAGAGCAUUGCUUCUGCAAAUGAAUCUCUAAAGAGAUUUAAGCAAAGAAGGGAGGAUGAGAAAAAGGCAUCUGAAGCCAGCGGAAAUACACGAGCAUGGAACAGUUUGUUCAUGCGACCUGAUACUGUCGUUGAAAAUGUUGCUAGAAAAUUUGGUACAAGUAAAAGUGAUUUUCUUGACCGAGAAGCUGACGAUCUUGCUGUCCGCAUUGCUUUGGGAGAAACUCAAGUGAUCGCCGAGACAAAAACGGCGCUUGUAAAUGCAGGGGUUAAUAUAACCUCAUUAGAAGAAUUUUCCAGUGGGAAAACUGUUGGUGUGAAGAGAAGCAACCACAUAAUAUUAGUCAAGAACUUGCCUUACAGUUCUUCUGAAGGUGAACUUGCUAAGAUGUUUGGGAAAUUUGCCAGCUUGGACAAAAUUAUUCUCCCUCCAACAAAAACUUUGGCUUUGGUUGUUUUCCUUGAACCAGCUGAGGCACGUGCAGCUUUCAGAGGUUUAGCUUACAAGCGUUACAAGGAUGCUCCACUAUAUUUGGAAUGGGCACCUGAUCAUAUUCUUAAUCAAAAUACUACAUCUAUUGAUGCGGCAAAUACUGUCAUUGUUGGUGAGAAUGAAGUCAAGAGGGUAAUAUUGGAGCAACAAGUGGAAGGAAUAACAGAUGGAGAGAUUGAUCCUGAUAGAAUUGAGUCGCGAUCACUAUUUGUGAAGAACCUGAAUUUUAAGACAUCUGAUGAAUCUAUUAGGAAGCAUUUUAGUGAACACAUGAAAGAGGGAAGAAUCUUAAGUGUCAGGGUGAAGAAGCACUUGAAAAAUGGAAAGAAUGUCUCCAUGGGCUUUGGUUUUAUAGAGUUUGAUUCUAUUGAAACAGCAAUGAAUGUUUGCAAGAAUCUACAGGGAACUGUUUUGGAUGGACAUGCACUUAUUUUGCAAUUUUGUCAUCCUAAGAAGGAUGACCAAGUUGUAAAAAAUGUUGACAAGGAUGGCAGUUCAACAAAAUUAAUGGUAAGAAAUGUAGCUUUUGAGGCAACGGAGAAAGAUCUCAGACAACUAUUUAAUCCAUUUGGUCAGAUUAAACGUUUGAGGUUGCCAAUGAGAUUCGGGAAGCACAGAGGCUUUGCUUUUGUAGAGUAUGUCACAAAACAAGAGACCCAGAAUGCACUUAAAGCCCUUUCAAACACCCACCUCUACGGUCGCCAUCUGGUCCUGGAAAGGGCAAAGGAGGGCGAGACCUUGGAAGAACUGCGGGCUCGAACGGCUGCUCAGUUUAGCGACGGACAGAGUGGGUUUAACUCAACUAAGCUAUCCAAGAAGAGGAAACACCUGGCCAUCGUUGAUGAGGGGAGCAUUAGAUUUGAAAGAAUUGCUGAUUAAUUAGCGUUAUUAUAUAUAUGUUUGUAUCUUUAUAUCAUCCAAAUAUCCGAACUUGGCCCCGUUUUUCCAUGUCGGGUGCUUGAACUCAAUAACUUUUCAGUUACCAAAAUGUAAUAUUCGGAAGAAGGGGAGAAAAUUUCUAAUUGGACAAAAGAGAUGAGCAUAUCAUCAA
This is a messenger RNA of Diospyros lotus (date-plum), 2982 nucleotides long. RefSeq lists its product as uncharacterized. The transcript is spliced from 16 exons. Bases 234 to 2810 code for a protein of 858 amino acids. Lineage: Eukaryota; Viridiplantae; Streptophyta; Magnoliopsida; Ericales; Ebenaceae. Gene Ontology annotation, molecular function: RNA binding. The record is from RefSeq and is a predicted model, not a curated record.